Messenger RNA from Purpureocillium lilacinum, 2271 nucleotides. The record is from RefSeq and is a predicted model, not a curated record. NCBI's taxonomy places the organism in Eukaryota, Fungi, Ascomycota, Sordariomycetes, Hypocreales, Ophiocordycipitaceae.
AUGAUCGAGAAGCCCGGCAAACGGGACCUCUCCAAGCCCCGCGCCUGGAGACCGAUAUCUUUGCUGUCCUGCCUCGGCAAAGGGCUUGAGAGGCUCAUUGCUCGCCGGCUCGCCUGGGCCUCGAUCCAUUAUGGCGUACUGCAGCCCCAACAGAUCGGUGCGCUCCCAAAACGGUCAGCAGUAGACCUGGUCGCCGCCCUCAUACACGAUAUCGAAGUAGCUCUAGCCCGCGGUAUGGUCGCUACAUUGGUCACUAUGGACGUACAGGGCGCCUUCGACACCGUCAUGCGCAACAGACUCAUCCUGCGUCUGCGUCAACAAGGAUGGCCGCUGAACCUUGUGAAAUGGGCCGCUUCCUUCAUGCAAGCCCGCUUAGCAGCCGUACGAUUCCAGGAUAUUACAACGCCGCCGUCUCCGCUCGAAUGUGGCCUAGCCCAAGGAUUUCCCGCCUCUCCCAUUCUCUUCGCCCUGUAUAUCGCCCCAAUCUACCGCCUGGGAAACUUUGGUGGUCGCUUUGGGUACGCGGAUGAUACGGCAAUGCUACGGGUAGGGUACUCGCUGGACGAAACGACUGCUCUCGCAUCUCGAGACAUGCAGGAGCUCCUGGCAUGGGGCGCCUCGAAUGGCGUCACAUUCGACCCCGACAAGACCGAGAUAAUGCACUUCUCCCGCAAGAAGGAUCCAGCCCGGCCGUUAAUAUUCCAAAAUGACACGGAGAUCGUCCCGGCCGACUCGAUGCGCUGGCUGGGUCUCUGGCUUGACCGAAAGUUGUCGUUCAACACCCACGUCGACGAGUGGACAGCCAAAGCCCGGCGUAUUGCCAACCAUCUCAAGGCCCUCGCAAACACCAGACAAGGGCCCCUCCCCAGCGCCGUCCGACGAGCCGUCAAGGCGUGUAUCGAACCGACUUUGUUCUACGGAGUAGAAGCAUGGUAUCCCGGACAAAUGGCCCCUGGCACCGGGAAUGCGACCCGCCUUGUGUCCACGCAGAUCAAGCACCUCGUCGAUCGCUUCGACGCGGUUCUGCGACACGCCAUCCGAGCAGCUCUUCCCAUCUGGAAGACCACGCCCGUCCCUGCCCUCCAUCGAGAAGCAGGUAUUCCACCCGCGUCCAUCCUGCUCGAGUCUCAAAGGAUCCGUUUCUCGGCGCGCCUGAAGUCCUUGGACGUACGACACCCUCUCGUGGCGAGGACUUCCCCGAAGCCCGCCCGGGCAUACCACAGCUCGAUCAAACGCAAGUUCCUCGUCGAGCGACGGAGCCAGAAGACCAGACUCGAGCGUACCGACGCACUCCUCCUAAACUGCGCCCGCCCAGUCUUGCUACCGCGGCAAUACUCCGACUCUGAAGCAAGCCCGCUCCAGACCGCAACCAAAGCCGACACUGCCGAGGAAUUUCUCGAAUGGCUCAAAGACGCCGCGGUCGGAAAGCUCAUCGUAUACUCUGACGGAUCGCAACUGCCGAGCGGGGCCGUAGGUUAUGGAUUUACGGUCCAGCGGAACGAGCAACCCAUAGCCCACGGCUCUGGCCGACUAGGGCCCGCCGAGGUGUUCGACGCAGAGGCAGUCGGGGCCCUGGAGGGCCUACAAGCCGCCAUAGCUGCUGCCGUCAACACGACGACAAGCAUCGUAGUAUGCAUCGACAACCUUGCAGUGGCCACCUGCUUGCGCGGGAACCCAGCCGACUCGUCGCAGGACGCUUUCACCAAGUUCCAGGACCUGGCGAGAGCACACGGAGACGUCGAGGUCCGCUGGAUCCCAGGACAUGCCGGCAUACCAGGCAAUGAGGAGGCCGACAGCCUCGCCAAAGCUGGAUGCCUGCUGCCUGAGCCGCCCGGAGCCGUACCAUCUCUGGCACACCUGCGCCGACUGGCCAGACAGCAGCCUAGAGAUGCCUUCAAAGCAUGGUGGACGACCGAAGCCCCAGAGUCGUACAAGCCUAUGCACCUCGAGGUGACCACAAGCUGCCCACCAGAACUCAUGCUCCCCAGAGCAACCCUCCACAGUGUCCUCGCGGCGAGAUCUCGCCACGGAGACUUUGCCGACUACCACGAGCGUUUCAAUCAUGACGACGCAUGUCUUGACUGCUCAUGCGGACGACGCAAAGCGCCAGAGCACCCAUUCUACUGCAGGAAGAUACCGCCACGGCUCCGGAUGAGGCUUGCCCCCUCACCGGCCGAAGCGAUACACCAUGCAGUAGGCAAGGGCUUCAAAGCCUUCGUCGAGAUGACGUCGGAAAGCUCCUUCUUCCAAAGGAUCUGUCCGCGCCAUUAG